AUGUCGUCAAAGGACAAGAAACCGUCGAAGCCAUCGGUUGGUCGGACUGGUAGAAUCCGUACUCUUUCCGAUCUGAACAGAAGAUCAGGACCGGACUCCGACAGUGAUUCCGACGGACCUCAGGAGUACUACACCGGCGGAGAGAAAAGUGGUAUGCUUGUUCAGGAUCCUUCAAAAGAAUCAAAACACGAUGAUGUUGAUGAGAUAUUCAAUCAAGCAAGGCAACUAGGAGCUGUGGAAGGACCUCUCGAGCGUCCUUCAAGCUCUAGAAGCUUCACUGGAACAGGGAGAUUGCUUUCAGGAGAAAGUGUACCCACCGCUCUUCAGCAGCCUGAGCCCGUGAUUCACAAUAUCAUCUUCUGGUCUAACGGAUUCACCGUAGAUGAUGGACCGUUGAGGAAGUUGGACGAUCCAGAGAACGCGUCUUUCCUCGAUAGCAUUCGAAAGUCUGAAUGUCCGAAAGAGCUUGAGCCUGCAGAUAAAAGAGCUCCGGUUCAUGUCAAUCUUAUGAGAAGAGAAGAGAAAUGUCAUGAACGUGAGAAGCUUACGGUUGCGUUUCAUGGAGUCGGAAGGACUCUAGGCGGUGCUAGCUCAUCAACGGCUCCAAGCAGCGUAAGCAACCUAGCCGAUAUAGCAGCGGUUCCACCACCAUCGCUGAGCGUCGUAGUAGAUGAAACUCUUCCAUCGACAUCGAUCCAGCUUAGACUCGUGGACGGGACACGCAUGGUGGCUAAGUUCAACAACCAUCACACGGUCAACGACAUUCGUGCUUUCAUCGACUAUUCUCGACCGGGGAAUCUAGUCAACUACAACCUUCAGGUCAUGGGGUUCCCACCAAAGCCACUUACUGAUCCUUCUCAGACCAUUGAUCAAGCCGGUCUCGCAAACUCUGUAGUCAUUCAGAAAUUCUAG
Messenger RNA from Thlaspi arvense, 912 nucleotides. The record is from the annotation of a GenBank genome assembly. NCBI's taxonomy places the organism in Eukaryota, Viridiplantae, Streptophyta, Magnoliopsida, Brassicales, Brassicaceae.